GGUCUAGCGGGAGGCAAGAUGUCUUCCUCGGAAGAGGACAGCAAGAUAGAUUUGUUGGAUAGUCCGGCUGCUGUUAAGAAGAAGCUGAAGAAGGCAUUCUGUGAGCCUGGCAACGUGGACGAUAACGGGGUACUGGCAUUCGCAAAGCAUGUUGUCUUCAGUCUCUUCAAGUCUGGCCAGAAGUUCGAGAUCCACCGCGACGAUAAGAACGGAGGCAAUUUGUCGUUUGCGACUUACGACGAACUGGCCGCUUGCUUUGCGACGUCGCAACUGCAUCCGGCCGAUUUGAAAGCGGCAACCGAACGAUACAUCAACGAUUUGUUGGAGCCGAUACGUCGAACUUUCGAGGCACCCGAACUGAAGGCCUUGGCUGCGUCCGCCUAUCCGCCACCGGCAGGCAAGAAACAGCAACCUGCUCAGGCCAAACAAGGCGGGGGUGGUGGCACGGCUACGAACGACGCCAUAGAUCCCAGCCGAUUGGACGUGAGAGUUGGCAAAAUUGUUAAAGUCGACAAACAUCCUGAUGCAGAUGCUCUCUACGUAGAACACAUCGAUCUAGGUGAAGAGGAGCCGCGUACUAUAGUGAGUGGCCUGGUGAAGUAUGUGCCCAUAGAAGAGAUGCAGGAUAGAAUGGUGGUCGUGCUAUGCAAUUUGAAACCGGCCAAAAUGCGGGGAGUCGAAUCGCAGGGAAUGGUGCUCUGCGCCUCUGUUGAGGAGGGUGACACCAAGUGUGUGGAGCCUCUUCUACCUCCCGCUGGGAGCGCUGCCGGCGACAGGGUGCAUGUAGAUGGCUACGAAAGUUCGCGACAACCAGAUGCUGUACUCAACCCUAAGAAGAAGAUAUGGGAACAGUUGCAGGUCGACCUGAAAACAUCGUCCAGUUGCGAGGCGCAAUGGAAGGGAAGCAGCUUGCAAACUAAACUCGGAAAAGUAACCUGUAAAUCUAUGAAAAAUGCUCCAAUCAAGUGAAUUUGCAUAACAAAAUUCUACAGGUUUAAUCAUAUGAAAAUCUAUGAAAAAUGCUCCAAUCAAGUGAAUUUGCACUGCAAAAUUCUGCAGGUCUAAUUAUCAUUUAAUUUUUUUGACGGUCGCUUAUGGUGGCGGCUUGUAAUACAAAAUGCCACGACUUUUUAUUUUUCAGAACAAAAUAAUUCUAUUUCUCCAGUUGCACUCUGCGACUUCACUUGGUACACUGAAAACUGUCUACAUUCAAAGUUGUAUAGUAGAAUAAAAUGUAUUGAGAUUUAGGCCUACUUCUAACUGUCAUUAUUCCUUGAAAAUUAUUUAUUUAUUUAUACAUUAAUGAAUACCAUAUCAUUCUCAACUAUGAAUGAUUGGGGAAGGAACAACAGGCUUAAAGCCUAAAACUGUUACUUUCCCAAAUUUGGUUAGAAAUUGACCAAAAAUAGGUUAUGUUCAUCACUUCAUAUUAUGAAUACUAUCUAUUGAAAGUAUUUUAAUAGGGCUAAUUGAGUUGUUUAUUAUAGAAAUUACUAUUAUCGUACUAUUUAUACUUCUUUAAAUUAUAAGCACAACUAUUCUUGAACUAGAAACUAGUUGUGCUUAUAUUUAGGGCCGGUUUCCGAGCUCGGGAUUUAGGUAAGUUCUAGACUUUAAACAGCUGGAGUCAGAAAAUUGGCUUUCCAAAACGGGGCGUAGUCGCAGUAAAUAGUUGCAGCAAAAUAAAUCUUUAUUUUCUCAUUUCUAUAAUUGAAAACGUUUUUCCUUGACGAAAUGAAACAUUCCUAAUUAAUUCAAAAUAGCUGAAAAUUUACAAUAUUUUCUCUCUAUUUUAUAGUUUUUCGAAAUUCAAUUUAAACGUGACUUUGACAAUGACUACGACUACGCCACGUUUUGGAAAGCCAAUUUUCUGACUCCAGCUGUUUAAAGUCUAGAACUUAGCUAAAUCCCGAGCUCGGAAACCGGGCCUUAAUGUUGUGUUUUAAAGUACGAAGAGGGUAAUAUAGUAAUUAAAUCAAAUCAAAUUAUUUAUUGUCACACAACAUUAAAAUGUUACAACAACGUCAUUAAUAACACAGAGAACAUCAAUUUAAAAAAGAAAUCUUCAACUUUAUAUAAACAUUCAUUGACCAGUACUUUUUUCAAAUAUUUACAGUAACUAUUAAAGCUCAUUCUUUUGAUAUUUUCAGGCAAAGCGUUAUAAAGUUUUAUUGACAUGUAUUGCCAGUUUUUUUGAGAACUUGUAAAUUGGUAAUACUCGACUCUUAUAUUAUUCCUAUGUCUAGUGUUAUGUUGGUGUAUCCUAGAGUUAACAUCAUAUUCAUUCUAUAAUAAUCUAUAAUAAUUGAACGUGAAUAUUAUAUUUUCUACAGGGCUAGUAGAUAUUUUUAUUAUUUAUAGAAUUUCUAGUGUCCAUUUAUUUUAUUUGCUUGUCUUUGGACGUGUCAGCUAAGAAAAUUGAAAUAUACUAGGGAUUCUACAUAAUACUCCAGAUAAAACUUGAAUGGGAAGUAUUCCAUUUUAAAUUUGAUGACAGUUUGAUGUCAAUCUCUGUUUUCAAUAUUAUUUCUGAGAUCUGUUUCAUUUUUUAUAUACACAGUUUUUUUAUUUCUGAGAUCUGUUUCAUUUUUCAUUAUAUUAUUCAUGAAUUUUGUCAUUGAUCAACUGAAAAAUAAGCAAUAAUGUUAUAUCGGGUAUGUUGUGAUAUUUGAAAGAAAUGAAAUAGAUGAAUUUCGAACUGCUAA
Molecule: messenger RNA, 2705 nt
Organism: Nilaparvata lugens (brown planthopper)
Lineage: Eukaryota; Metazoa; Arthropoda; Insecta; Hemiptera; Delphacidae
Product: tyrosine--tRNA ligase, cytoplasmic-like
Exons: 6
Coding region: 19-969 (316 amino acids)
Biological process (GO): tRNA aminoacylation for protein translation
Molecular function (GO): tRNA binding; tyrosine-tRNA ligase activity; ATP binding
Source: RefSeq, a predicted model, not a curated record